Molecule: messenger RNA, 3056 nt
Organism: Seriola dumerili (greater amberjack)
Lineage: Eukaryota; Metazoa; Chordata; Actinopteri; Carangiformes; Carangidae
Gene: kif6
Product: kinesin family member 6
Exons: 23
Coding region: 57-2540 (827 amino acids)
Biological process (GO): mitotic spindle organization; microtubule-based movement
Molecular function (GO): microtubule motor activity; microtubule binding; ATP binding
Source: RefSeq, a predicted model, not a curated record
GCUAUGUGUAUAAGUACAACCAAGCAAACUGAACAGUUUUCUUAUUUUAUCACGAAAUGGUGAAACAGACGAUACAGAUAUUUGGUCGCAUUAAACCCACUAAGAAAACUACAGCGGUGUACUCUGUGGACAAUGAUGAAAGGAUAGGUGCUUCUCUGGAGUUUGUGGUUCCCAGAGACCUGGCUGAUGGCUUUGUUAACAACAAGAGGGAGUGCUACAAGUUCAGGUUCCAAAAAGUGUUUGAUCAAGCAGUCAAACAAGAUGAGAUAUUUGAAAACAUUGUCAAGCCAGUUGCAGACAGUGUAUUGGCUGGCUUUAAUGGUACCAUAUUUGCCUAUGGCCAGACGGGAAGUGGGAAGACAUUUACCAUCACCGGAGGGGCCGAGCAUUACAGUGAUAGAGGCAUUAUUCCCCGCACCCUGUCCUACCUGUACGAAUGCUUCAGCCAGGACAGCAGUAUGCUUUACACCACACACAUCUCCUACCUGGAGAUCUACAAUGAGAUGGGAUAUGACCUUCUGGAUUCCCGACAUGAAGCCUCUCGACUGGAAGACCUACCACGAGUAACAUUCAUGGAGGAUCCAGACCAGAAUAUCCAUCUCAAGAACCUGUCGCUGCAGCAGUCAGCAAAUGAGGAAGAGGCUCUAAAUCUACUCUUCCUGGGUGACACCAAUCGGAUGAUUGCAGAGACUCCCAUGAACCAGGCCUCCACACGUUCACACUGUAUUUUCACUGUGCACUUGUGCAGACGUGAGCCGGGCUCAGCCACCUUGCGGCGCUCCAAGCUCCAUCUGGUGGACCUGGCUGGGUCGGAUAGAGUUAGCAAGACUGGCCUGAAUGGGCAGCUGCUCACUGAGGCCAAGUACAUCAACCUCUCCCUUCACUACUUGGAGCAGGUGAUCAUUGCUUUGUCAGAGAAGAACCGUUCCCAUAUUCCCUACAGAAACUCCAUGUUAACAUCUGUGCUGAGGGACAGCCUUGGGGGCAACUGCAUGACCACCAUGAUCGCCACUAUGGCAGUUGACAAGAGGAACCUUGAUGAGUCCAUCUCUACAUGCCGCUUUGCUCAGCGUGUGGCUCUCAUUAAGAACGAGGCGAUAUUGAAUGAAGAACUGGAUCCUAACCUGCUGAUAGCACGUCUGAAAAGGGAGAUCGCGUCUCUGAAGGAAGAGCUGGCCAUGGUGACAGGAGAGCAGAGAGAGGACCAGCUUACCGUGGAGGAGAUUCAGAGGUUAGAAGAGCUGCUCAAGGCCUUUCUGGAUGACCCUGAUCCAGGUGUGACACUGUCACUGGGACCAGAUAUGAGAAAAAUCCAGUACUGUUUCUCUCUGCUGAAGAUAAUGAUUCUGGACAAGCAAGGUGGUGGAAACAAGCGCAUUGAUGAGUCACCAGCAGCAACAGCGAGAGAAGAAGUAAUUGAAGAGAGCCACCACAGUGCAGCAGAAGUGACCAAAUUAAAGGAGAUGCUGACUCAGCGUGAUAAUGAAAUCAGUAUCCUAGUUAAGAUGUUGAAGAAGGAGAAGAAAAGGGCCCAGGACGCUGCUGCUCAGCUUGCUAACAUCACCAAUGGCCAGAGUCUGGCCUCCCAGAAUGCCUUGAGGUUGUCAUCAGUGUCACUGCUGAGCGAAAACAGCACAGACACCAUCUCAGCCAGCCACGGAGGACGAGCUAUGCAGUACAUGAAAAGAGGUCCACAGCUGUCUAUGGGAAAGCAAGAGGCCUUUGAGACCUUCACAAGGGACCAUGAGGACUAUUUGACUAUUGACGACAACAAGAACCUAAUCAAACAGAGGUCAGCUGAGGCCAAAAGACUUUGGGAACAACAGAAUGAAGCCAGAAACAGAAUCAAUGAGUUGAAGAAGCAGUUAGAGAUGCGGAGGAGGCAGAGGGCAGCUCAUGGUGUGAUGGGGAAUUCCACAGAGGCUGAGGACGAGGUGGACUCUGUGGAAGAAAACCUGCGCAAACACAUUGAGCAAGAAAAGAAAGCUUACAAGAGCAUCAUUGACCAUCUGAAAGCAUUGAGGACAGAGAUUGAGCACCUGCAGCUGUUGCUGGAAAGGGCAAAGGUCAAGCUCCAGAGGGACUUCCAUAGGUGGUGGACCCAGGAGGCUUCAAGUGUGCAGGAACCUCUGUCAGAGGCCUCAGCCAGAUGUCACACAGGGUCACCAGGUGGAAACUUGCAGCCAUCGUCACCCAGCACUCCAGCAUCAGGUGCACCUGGUCUGAGCAGCACUGUGAGAGACUACCCAGCAGACCGAGACCCAAAUCCAGACUGUACCACCUCUUCUGUUCACAAUCUCAGAAGCUUCAAUCCCUCAAGCGUACCUCAGUUAACACCUGUCCCAGCAUGGCAUGAUACGUCCCCGGAUGGCAGACUGACUGACUACACUCCCUCAUCUGAGUGGAGGGACCUUUCUACCACCAAGCUCUCAUCAUCCUCUAUUCCGCUGACUGGAGACCAGCAGACCGACGCUGACAUCCUGGCCUUUGUCAGAGCCAGGCAAAACCUCCUCAACAGAACAGACCCACCUCAGAAGUGAUGUGAAGUUCGAAGGAAGCAUACACGGCCCAAAGUUAUCAUUAUCUGCCUGCUUGUGCAAACACCACAUCUGCCAGGUGACAAAAUGACACUGAAAAUGUGUGUUAUAUUUGAGUACUGAUGGACAAUGAAGAUGUGAAAAAUUGUCUCAACUUGGGUCCAAAACAUCAAAGUGCUCAUAAAAAAAAACUCCUCUGCCAAACGCCCACCACACAUCCUGUUCCAUUCUCACACGCAUGCACACGCUCCUCCUGAAGACGAUGCCAUUGAUAUAAUGGGCAGCAGUAUAAAUCACAGCCUGCGCCGGCCAUUUGAUCUGAACAAAUGUUGUCUCAAGAUAUGAGAGGAAGGAGCAGACAAUAGGAAACCAGUUGGCUCCAGUGUGUUUUUAAGGGUGUAAUGAAUCAUGACUUCAUGGUCACAGGAAGUUUCAACAUGCAGAAUGACAAAUACAAUUCAUAUUUAUGUUGGGUUUAAUUUUAUUCCAAGGCAAACAGUUUUUUUUGUAAAAUGUAAA